Nilaparvata lugens (brown planthopper) is the source of this 1376-nucleotide messenger RNA. RefSeq names its product nucleolin. NCBI's taxonomy places the organism in Eukaryota, Metazoa, Arthropoda, Insecta, Hemiptera, Delphacidae. The coding region runs from base 356 to 1285 and encodes 309 amino acids. The transcript is spliced from 2 exons. The record is from RefSeq and is a predicted model, not a curated record.
AUGUCUGAUGUUAAAAACUUCAGCUGUCUUAUUCAUAUCAAUAUGAAGCUCAAACAGAUAAAUAAAUUAUAAACAGUCUCAUUUCGACUAUCUAAAUUUGCUGGAAUGGUUUUCCAUUUAGAACAUAUAAAAAUUUUCUAAAUUCUAAUUUAUUUCAAAUACAUAAUUUAGAAAGUUGGUUUGUGAAAAUUGUAGUGAAUAACGCGAUAAUUCUGUUUAUGUCUUUGAGUAAACAACAGCUGAAGAAUUUGAGUCAAAUUAUGUUCUUGUUCCAUUGACUAGAAGGUAACUAUUUACACAAAAUUUUUGUCAAAGUUUUUUGAGAUUGUUUAAUUUGGAUUAUUGAAAUUUCAAGAUGGUCGGCUACUCUGCUUACAACGCUCCACCUUCCGCUUGCGGAGACAAAAAAACUCAAUGUCCAGGGAAAAAUCAAGGUUCACAAAACAAAUGUCAGUCGCAGAAUCAAUGUCAAAAGCAGACUCAGAACCAAUGUCCUCCAAAAAAUAACUGUCCGGUUCAUUCAUCGAAGCCGGCCCAGCCGCAGCCAAUGUCCUAUCAAGGCGGAGCAUCACCAUCACAGAAACCACAGGCCACCCCAUGCAAAGUAUGCUCUGGGAAGGAGCCAUCAGGGGUAUCUGCUUAUGCUGCACAGCCACAAUCCCGAGGCUAUGAAGCCAGUCCGGGAUAUGGUGCCCAAAACCAGCAGUCGUCGUACAAUCAGUGCCAACAAAACAACAAGUGCCCAUCUGCAGCAGCCUAUAAUGCACCUGCAAAGCAGCCCAGCUCGUGCAAGGACUCGAGCUCCAAGUCAUCGACUCCCUGCAAGAAGCCGAAGGAGCCCAGCUGUCCGCCGCCUCCACCCGUCGAGAACGACUGCCCGGACGACGAGGACGAUGACGAGUGCGACUGCGACUGUGAAACGGCUGAUGACGAAUGCGAAGACGCAUGCGAAGAUGACCAGGCGUGUCCCGAUGGCGUCUGCUGCGAUUGCGGAGAUAACUUGGACGAUGAGGACGACGAUUGUGUGCCGGAUUGCGACGAUGACGACCAGGCCAACAACCAGGAGCUGAUGACCAUCCACAUCAGCCAGCCAAAGGGGGACGAUUGUGACCCCACCCCCAAGAAUGUGUCAUCGUGGAAGAAGCUGUGCCUGGAGGUGACUCAGUCGGGUGAGGAUGAUGAGGACGACUGUGACAAUCCUGACCAGAAGUGGAUCAAGUUGUGUUUGAAGAUCCUCAUGGACAAAAAUGGCCAGAUGUGUUUGGAACAGGAAAAGGGAUGCUGAGCUCUGCAGUAAUAAUCGUACAUAACAGUUUUAAUUUAUACUUGUAAAUUGUGAACAUAUAUCAACCACUGGAAUAAAACUUUAAAUUGUA